This is a messenger RNA of Candidula unifasciata, 435 nucleotides long. The record is from the annotation of a GenBank genome assembly. NCBI's taxonomy places the organism in Eukaryota, Metazoa, Mollusca, Gastropoda, Stylommatophora, Geomitridae.
AUGGCGGGUGCCUCUCAGGGAUCAGGAGUUGUCGUUCCAAGAAAUUUCACCCUACUUGAUGAGCUUGAGGCUGGUCAGAAAGGUGUCGGUGAUGGCACCAUCAGUUGGGGAUUGCUUGAUGAUGAGGACAUGACAAUGACUGAAUGGCAGUGUGUCAUAAUUGGACCCCCUAAGACUAGUUUUGAGAAUAGAAUGUACCAGCUGCGUGUUAAGUGUGGAGAAAGCUAUCCCCACAAACCUCCAGAUGUCAGAUUCAUUACUCGCAUCAACAUGACCUGUGUCAACAAAGAAACUGGAAUAGUAGAUCCACGAAAAGUGGACAGUUUAUGGACACACAAAAGCUGUAGUAUAAAGUCUUUGUUGCAACACGUGAGAGAAAUGAUGAUGUUGAAGGAGAAUCGUCUAGCACAGCCUGCGGAGGGGACUACCUUCUAG